This is a messenger RNA of Eurypyga helias (sunbittern), 1455 nucleotides long. RefSeq names its product lysine-specific demethylase 2A-like. Gene Ontology annotation, molecular function: transcription coregulator activity; histone demethylase activity. The transcript has 10 exons. The record is from RefSeq and is a predicted model, not a curated record. The annotation marks the transcript as partial. NCBI's taxonomy places the organism in Eukaryota, Metazoa, Chordata, Aves, Eurypygiformes, Eurypygidae. Gene Ontology annotation, biological process: protein demethylation; regulation of transcription by RNA polymerase II.
AUGAGACGGCGUUACGAGGACGAUGGCAUCUCCGAUGAUGAAAUCGAAGGGAAAAGGACAUUUGACCUGGAGGAAAAGCUGUCCACCAACAAGUUUAAUUCCACCUUCGUGGUCUUCAUGGAAGGCAAAGACUUCACAGUUGAAUACAUCCAGCGGGGCGGCCUGAGAGACCCCCUCAUCUUCAGGAGCUCCGACGGCCUGGGGAUAAAGAUGCCAGAUCCGGACUUCAGCGUGAAUGAUGUGCGACUGUGUGUCGGGAGCCGACGGAUGGUGGAUGUCAUGGAUGUGAACACGCAGAGGGAUAUCGAAAUGUCCAUGGCACAGUGGGCACGCUACUACGAAACGCCGGAGGCUGAGCGGGAGAAACUUUACAAUGUCAUCAGCCUGGAGUUCAGCCACACCAAACUGGAGAACCUGGUGCAGAGACCUGCUACGGUGGAUUUGAUUGACUGGGUUGAUAACAUGUGGCCCAGACACCUGAAGGAGAGUCAGACAGAGUCUACGAAUGCUAUCCUGGAGAUGCAGUAUCCAAAGGUGCAGAAAUACUGUCUGAUGAGUGUCAAGGGCUGCUACACAGACUUCCACGUGGACUUCGGUGGUACAUCUGUGUGGUACCACAUCCACCGAGGGGGAAAGAUCUUCUGGCUGAUCCCUCCUACACCCCAGAACCUGGAGCUCUAUGAAAACUGGCUUCUCUCAGGGAAGCAGGGAGACAUUUUCCUUGGGGACAGAGUGUCAGAGUGCCAGCGCAUCGAGCUCAAGCAGGGCUACACAUUUGUCAUCCCCUCAGGUUGGAUCCAUGCUGUGUACACUCCCAUGGACACACUGGUUUUCGGAGGCAACUUCUUACACAGCUUCAACAUCCCUAUGCAGCUCCGGAUCUACAGCAUCGAAGACCGCACGCGGGUCCCAAACAAGUUUCGUUAUCCCUUCUAUUACGAGAUGUGUUGGUAUGUGCUGGAGCGCUACGUCUACUGCAUCACCAGCCGCUCGCAUCUAACCAAGGACUUCCAGAAGGAAUCGCUCAGCAUGGAUAUGGAGCUGAGCUCCUCAGACUCGGUAAACAUGGAAGAGGAGGAGGAGGAGGAAGAAGACGAGGACGCAGCAGGGAAGGAACCCAGGCGACCGGUCACAAGGCGGUCCAUUCUCACCAGCCCCAUAGCCAACGGUGCCAAUGUGGACUAUGAUGAACUGGGCAGGAGCUGCCGGAGCAGCCUGCCGGGUCUGAAGAAGACCCCAUCUAUAGACUCUUCUGACUCCAGCCGGGGCUCCCAAAACGGCCAGGCCUGGGACCCGAACGGUGGCAGCCCGCAGAAGAGCAGGAAGGUGCACCUCACGCAGUUUGAGCUGGAGGGGCUGCGCUGCCUCGUGGACAAACUGGAGUCGCUCCCUCUGCACAAGAAGUGCGUUCCCACCGGCAUCGAGGACGAGGACGCCCUCAUCGCUGACGUCAAG